This is a messenger RNA of Cladocopium goreaui, 532 nucleotides long. NCBI's taxonomy places the organism in Eukaryota, Dinophyceae, Suessiales, Symbiodiniaceae. The record is from the annotation of a GenBank genome assembly.
UGGAGCUCCAGUUUGCCACUGCAGUUUGCCACGCCGUUGUGAAACGCGCAGGCCCGCAACAUGGCGGGCCAAUUCUAUGGAGCCGAGAAGUUCAAUCCGCGGCUGAUUACCACACAGAUUCUGGUGAUGCAGAGCAGCUUCUGGCUUUGUUUCUGCAGUUGCGUUUCCGUGGGCGAUCUUUUCUUCGGGGAAGAGCAAGGUGCAGGACAGCUCUUCCAACCGGAGGCUUAUACCUGGAGAACAACUCGAGGCUUGAUUCUAGCUUGCGCUCUAUGGCUGACUUCCUUUGUGAUGGCAGUAGAACUGCGCUUCGUGGUGCAACGAGCUAAGAAAUGCUUAGACUUUGUGGCAACUUAUCACAUCUUUCAUUUGAUGGCCACCUGCUUAGCAGAAGGAGCAAUCCGGGGCUAAUGCUGGAAAGGAGUUCUUAUUUGUUCAAUGGCAGAGAAUGCUUGAGAGUGACAGGUUUGCCGAAGACUUGAGAGCGAGAGAGAGAGAGAGAAACAAAAAGAGAGAGAAAAAAAAGAGAGGU